Molecule: messenger RNA, 2504 nt
Organism: Ornithodoros turicata
Lineage: Eukaryota; Metazoa; Arthropoda; Arachnida; Ixodida; Argasidae
Exons: 3
Coding region: 753-1613 (286 amino acids)
Cellular component (GO): chitin-based extracellular matrix
Molecular function (GO): structural constituent of chitin-based larval cuticle
Source: RefSeq, a predicted model, not a curated record
CCGGAGGACGUCUUGAAGACGUCUUUGCCUGUUAUAUGGGGGUUCGUUUGAGUUCGUACGGAUGCCUUGUGGCCUAAUUCGCCUGCCAGUUUCCAGCGGCCAGUGGAUACCGAAAUGGGAAGUAUAACUUCGCAAUGGCUUACGUAGAAGAUGUCUGAGCGAUCCAACUCUUCUUGGUGGACAUGGAGGGAGACGACCUACUAGAUUAUAACAACCAUGUCAUAAUCCACAACCCCUAUGAGGAGCCCGUCCGCACGAUCCGCUAGGGGCGCUACUUAUCGGCACGCGAGAUCUUCAUCACGAUUGGACGAUGGAAAUUUGAAUUCUGAACGCGCAGAAGCGUACGUACGACUACCGUAGCAGACGACAGCAAUAGCUCCUAUAAGAACGCGUAGAAUGAUGAUGAUAUUCAACCUCAGAAUGAAACAUCUGUGGAAUAUCCAUCGCUUGUACAGAGAUACUAAGGUAAGCUGAAGUACAAAGUAUUGUAAAAGUUGAGGAUGAUGAGUAGCGCCACCACUACCUUCCAAAAAUGCGGCGCUGGGAAGGGGUGCCUAUGACAUGGUCGUGAGUGCACCGCCAGGGGGACGACGCAACACUGAUAAGAACUGUUUUUCCAAACUAAAAGCCGGUGGGGUUCUUUGGCUGGUUACGGGCAAUGAUUGUCACUGCUACGAAGAACGGAGAGAGCCCCAACUUGGGAAGGUGCGGAGGCUGUACAGCAGGCGUGCGAGGAGGAUGUCCAAGGACAAAUGGGAAUUGCAUAUAAGAACGUCGUCCCAGCGAUGAUGCGUCGAGACACAGCCAAGGUGAGAAUGGUACUCUUCCUCCUCCUCCUCCUCCCGUUUCUUCCCUGGUCUGGAGCCGUCGACUACAUCCACGACCCCGUCCAGUAUCAAGCCAUCGCUACCGAUACGGGCGCCUACCACUUCGGUUACAACACGGGCGUCCUCGGAGCUCACUCUUUCCAUGAAGAAUGGCGAGACGAGAACGGCGAGGUUCACGGACGGUACGGCCUCACCGACCCCAACGGUAAUCUGCGCAUCGUCACCUACACCGCCGGCCGCGAUGGUUAUCGCGCCGUCCAGACGAUCCAACCAGGGAACGGCGUGCAGCCCCGGCAGAGACCACAACCGGGAUCAGGAGACGUUCUAGUCACUCCGGGAGCUAAAACUGGUGCCACAGUGUUUCCUGGACGCUACCGGCCUACAACUCCUGCGCCUGUCGACGAUGAGGAUGACAAUAACUACCGUAACGCCCUCGGUGAUUACCAUCAGGGCGACGUGGUCAGACCUGGAGGUGUAAUCGGAACUCCUUUAGCCUCACCAAAACGAUCGGUGGGUCCGCCGGAAUCUCGUCGCUUUCCUUUUGUGUCGCGGACACCCCUUCCGUUCAAUGACAUUGGGGAGCCUUUGCCGCCAGUCUUGUACCACAGAGGCGUACCGUACAGACCUACGGUAUACCGCAAUGGUGUGCCGUACACAGGCAGUGCACACGGACUCUUUGUGCCGGGAAAUGUUCCACGCGAGGGAUUAGCAGUCGGGCUGCAGAGGUUUAACCGAGCAGCAGACUCGAAGGAGGUAUCUCCCCCUGAGAAGAAGGAAGAAGCAUAGGCUUGUCUUCUGGGCACAUUUGUGGCGGUAGGAUGCGCAAAAUGGACGCUUUUAUUCAUUCAUACUUCCUAAUUCCUUGUUCAUGAGUACAACCGCCGAGUAACGCUAGAUAGUUCCAGUAAUUCCAGCCGUUCAAAUCCUAGUUGACGAUGGGUUCCCAGACGCACGCUCAAGUGAGGGAACCUUUGUGCCGGUCCACUGUGUCGUUACGGGUAAUGCGACCCAAAUACGUAUACCGUACUUGUGCCUUCAGCGGCCUGCUGCGCGAUUUAACUCGCUUUAUAGGUGUUUGUAUUUUUGUGAACGGAAACACGGUGGAAAACGCAAGAAAAAUGUGUUAUUUAUCUACCUUACGCAGCUAUUAUGAAUGCGUUUAUUCUUUGAUGCGCUGUUUGAGGCACGCACAAAAAGCACGAAGAACGCGGGGAUAUGGCUGCACUCAUGGAGUGAGUCAUUGGACCCGUUCUAUGGCUUACGUGACUAUGUUGGCUAGAUAUGGGUCUGCAACGGUACUGCGCCUGACGGAUAUGGGAAUAUGCAAGACGAAGCUAAUUGUCACUCAUUCAUUACACCUCCAGGACAUGCAGUAAUGAUGCUUCUGCGACAUAAACCAUUGGGUAGAGCCGACCCGUUCUCAUUAGCGGCACUGUCGUGCAAGUGCGUCGCUUCCAAAUACGACGCGCCGAACAUAUCCGAGACAACGUGCUGGUGCUUCAUUGAACCCGCUGCAAUUACUUUCGACUCUAUUUAUUUGCUGUAAAACGCUUUCCUGCCCGACGUCGUGGACUGAUGAUGUCACGAUGUAAUGUGAAAUAUGGACUAACAUACUAUGUUGUUCACUGUUAUGUGUCGUAAAUUAUAGAAGUGACAAUAAACGAGUUCCUGGAAAUA